CUCUUUCCCUGUGCGCUUUCACUUCGGAUUGGCUGUCCUGUCUUCACUACGCUCUCUUAUCUCAAAGUUCCGUGUUAACAGUCAGGCAUUUAAUUGUUUGAUUUGUAGUCAACAUUAUCAUUCAGGACUCUUCUGGCCCGCCGCUCUACGAUCUUUGCAGUCAUGUCUGACCGAGGCUCUUUUGAUACCAACGUGGUGACUUUAACCCGGUUUGUGCUGGAGGAAGGGAGGAAAGCGAAGGGGACAGGGGAGCUCACUACCCUGCUCAACUCGAUGUGCACGGCCGUCAAAGCCAUCUCCACCGCGGUGAGGAAAGCUGGCAUCGCCAACCUGUAUGGCAUAGCGGGCAGCACCAAUGUGACGGGGGACCAGGUGAAGAAGCUGGACAUCCUGUCUAACAACCUGGUUAUCAACAUGAUCAAAUCCUCCUUCACAUCCUGUGUCCUGGUGUCAGAGGAGGAUGACACAGCCAUCAUAGUAGAACCAGACAGACAGGGUAAAUACGUGGUGUGUUUUGACCCUCUGGAUGGUUCCUCCAACAUCGACUGCUUGGCUUCCAUCGGCACCAUCUUUGCUGUCUUUAGAAAGACGACAGAGGACGACCCGUGUGAGAACGACGCGCUGCAGCCCGGGAGGAACAUCGUUGCGGCUGGAUACGCCCUCUAUGGCAGCGCCACCAUGAUGGUACUGUCCACUGGGCAGGGGGUCAACUGCUUCAUGUUGGACCCGGCCAUAGGUGAGUUCAUUCUGGUGGACAGAGAUCUAAAGAUCAAACCGAAAGGGAAUAUCUACAGUCUGAAUGAAGGAUACGCCAAAUACUUUGACACCGCUGUCACGGAGUACCUGCAAAAGAAGAAGUUCCCCGAGGAUGGCAGUGCCCCGUACGGUGCCCGCUAUGUGGGUUCUAUGGUAGCAGACGUCCACAGGACCCUGGUCUACGGAGGAAUCUUCCUCUACCCUGCUAACGUCAAGAGCCCCGAGGGAAAGCUGCGUCUGCUGUAUGAGUGCAACCCCAUGGCGUUCAUCAUCGAGCAGGCGGGCGGUAUGGCAACCACAGGAAGUCAGAACGUCCUGGACAUUCAGCCAAUCAACAUCCACCAGAGAGUUCCCGUGGUGCUGGGGUCACCUAGUGACGUCCAGGAGUACCUGGAUAUAUACCAAAAACACCAGGCCAACAAUGGUAACUAGGGACCGCACACACCAGGCCAACAAUGGUAACUAGGGACCGCACACACCAGGCCAACAAUGGUAACUAGGGACCGCACACACCAGGCCAACAAUGGUAACUAGGGACCGCACACACCAGGCCAACAAUGGUAACUAGGGACCGCACACACCAGGCCAACAAUGGUAACUAGGGUCCUAGUAACUAGGGACCAAGCAGGUACACACUCCCUAUGUAAAGACCCAUUAUAAACCAAGAGACCAAAGAUUCUCUAUCACUUAUAAGACUCAACGGGAUCAGCAUGCUGUUGACCAAGUGACCAACGAUACACCAACACUCCAUCAACCACUAGACUAGACCAAAGAUACACCCUCAUGCCUCACCACCCAGACCAAAGAAUAAGUAAACCAAGAUAGCCACCAACUACUUCCCAUCCUGGACCAGGAACUGAAGGGGAAGAGACCAUUUUCCCCUUAUUCCUUCAUUGUCAUUUAUUUUCAAGGAAUUUGCAGUACCUUCUCAGACCACUAUGGGGAACCAGUGUGUGAACUAUUUAUCAGUACUACUAAAUGACAGACCUAAUGUUACCUCUAUGCAGUAUAUAAGAUAUGUGCCUUGACACAGAUAUUGUUUGGGAUGAUGAAGCAUGUGAAUAAUAAACCUUGGUGGUGCUGUACCAAACA
Oncorhynchus mykiss (rainbow trout) is the source of this 1848-nucleotide messenger RNA. RefSeq names its product fructose-bisphosphatase 1a. The record is from RefSeq and is a predicted model, not a curated record. Gene Ontology annotation, molecular function: fructose 1,6-bisphosphate 1-phosphatase activity. Gene Ontology annotation, cellular component: cytoplasm; cytosol. Gene Ontology annotation, biological process: fructose 6-phosphate metabolic process; fructose 1,6-bisphosphate metabolic process; gluconeogenesis. Lineage: Eukaryota; Metazoa; Chordata; Actinopteri; Salmoniformes; Salmonidae.